Aspergillus candidus is the source of this 701-nucleotide messenger RNA. Its product is annotated as 40S ribosomal protein eS7. Gene Ontology annotation, biological process: translation; ribosomal small subunit biogenesis; rRNA processing. The transcript has 3 exons. Gene Ontology annotation, molecular function: structural constituent of ribosome. Gene Ontology annotation, cellular component: 90S preribosome; cytosolic small ribosomal subunit; ribosome. NCBI's taxonomy places the organism in Eukaryota, Fungi, Ascomycota, Eurotiomycetes, Eurotiales, Aspergillaceae. The record is from RefSeq and is a predicted model, not a curated record. Bases 84 to 686 code for a protein of 200 amino acids.
CCGUCAACCACCAGGACAACCUCAACCCGCCUCCCCUCCCCCCACCAGCAGGACAGCCAGCUCCCCGUCGCUCGUCUGCAAUAAUGGCUGCCAUCAACAAGAUCGCCCUGAACUCGCCGUCGCGGCAGAACCCCUCCGAGCUGGAGACCGCGAUCGCCGGCGCUCUCUAUGACCUCGAGAACAACACAACCGAUCUGAAGGCCACCCUCAGGCCUUUGCAGUUUGUGUCUGCCCGUGAGGUUGAGGUUGGCCAGGGCAAGAAGGCCGUCAUCGUCUUCGUCCCCGUCCCUCUGCUCCAGGCCUUCCACAAGAUCCAGCAGCGCCUGACCCGUGAGCUCGAGAAGAAGUUCUCCGACCGCCACGUCCUCUUCGUCGCUCAGCGCCGCAUCCUGUCGCGCCCCAAGCGCUCCGUCAACUCGCGCACCAACCAGAAGCAGAAGCGCCCCCGCUCGCGCACUCUGACCGCCGUGCACGACAACAUCCUGACCGACCUCGUCUACCCCGUCGAGAUCGUCGGCAAGCGCGUCCGCACCAAGGAGGACGGCAGCAAGACCCUCAAGGUUAUCCUGGACGAGAAGGAGCGCGGCGGCGUUGACCACCGCCUGGACGCCUACGGCGAGGUCUACCGCCGACUCACCGGCCGCAACGUUGUCUUCGAGUUCCCCCAGAGCAGCUCCGAGUACUAGAUGGAUCUUUUUUUU